AUGAGCGCAGCGUCGACAUCUCGCCCCCGACACCAAAGUCCGCGACCUCGCUUCACGCUCGACGGCCACGACGAGGACGGCGAGGCGGCUGGGGACGAGUACGAGCUCGACGACGUGCCGCCUGUGCCGAGCAUCAUCGUCCAGGAGUCCGAGCCGGCGAGGAAACCGACUUCAUCGGUUCACGGUGGGGACGAGGAAGAGCGAGAUCUUGACAGGGAGGAGUGGCAUGUCGGCUUUGCGAAAGGAGCGGAUACGGUGAUACCAACGAACGCAGUGACAGACCAGGACGAGCGUGUUGGGGGAGGAGACGGCUUCGCGCAGCAAGUCGGCGAGGACGGUCGCGAGCGAGAACGGGCGGGAGCGCUUCCUGACUCGUCAGAAGGGAUGUCAAAGGAAGGGACGAAAGAUCCUGCCGCGCCCUUCGACAAGCCAGAGUUCGCCGCGCCCGCAGGAUCGACUAUCCCCGUCGCCCUCAAGCGGAAACUCCCCUCCCUCCCCGGCUUCCUUUCCUUCGCCUGGGUCAAGCCACAUCUGAGCUGGAAGGGAUUUCGACCAGUCGUGCGGGCGAGCGUUGCGGGCUGGUGCGGGCUAUUGUUGAUGCUUUGCGGACCAAGCGAACGCAUGCUAGGCCAAGCAAGCUUCCUCGUUCUGAUCGUCGCGAUCAUCAGUCCCGCCUCGCAGCCUAUCGCAACGGCAAUCGAGGAGACGUUCUUGCAGUUCCUUCUCGUCGCUAUCGCGUGGGCUUGGGCCGUCAUUGCGCUCGCCAUCGCCCACGCCUCGCGGAACAAGUACCAGUUCACACAGGCUGCUUUCAACGCCUAUGCAGCUCAGCGGUACGCCCAACCAGGGAUGUCAGCUGCAGACGUACAGAACGCGGUUCGUGUCGCCAUAUUCCAUGGCGAAUUCAUCGAGCCAGCAGCAAGCGCAGUCUGCGCAAUCUUUCUCGGCGUCGGCUGCGGCUUCUUCCUUUGGCUUCGAGGCUUUCUCGGUCCCGGUCCCGCGAUUUUCGGCGUCAUCUUCGCGAUGAUCUUGACGAUUAUUACACUCACGAUCGGCGUCCUCUUCCCGUAUCCAUACUACUCGAUCGGCCUCAUCUUCAUGAUCCCCUUCUCCUGCCAACAAGCGAUCAAGCUCGCCUGCACCUUCCUCGUCUUCCCUGAAACCCUCGCACACCAGUUCUCGGACCGCCUCAUCUCCGCGCUCCAGCCUCUCCAGGGCGUCAUCAAGGACACGAGCAAAAUGCUCAAGGCAAAUCCGCGCACGGAGGAGUGGCUCGCUUUCAAGUCGAUCAAGGCGGGCGCUAACGCUGCGAUUGGAGGCGUCGCGCUGAUGGGCUUGUCCGAGGCGAACCUCACUCGCGAGAUCAGUUUCGCCAGGGUCAGCGGGAGGGACUUGUCCAUGAUUCUGCAGGCUAUGCGGGUCCUGACGGCACGGACGACCGGCUUCGUCUUCUUCUACGAGGUUGUCGAGAAGCAUCUUCAUCGCGACGUCUCGGAGGCGAAAGGAGGUCCAACUGCCGACGCCCUCGUCGUCCAUCUCGCACAUUCGCGACCAGGCUCUCCCGACGAGACGCCGGGCUCGACCCGUCCACCAUCACCCGAACGUGAGCGCAAUCACGAACGGCACGAAUCGUCAAUCUCGAUGGAUGUGCAUGCGCUCAAUCAUGCGCUCAACAAGGUCCAGCACCACCAGGACCAGAACCAUUCGCCCGUCUCGUCAUCGCCUCUCUCGCCAUCUCACACUCUACCUCGCCAGUCUUCUUCGCACAACCUCCGCUCCCGCGACCACUCGUCGUCUUCGCUCACCGACCUCGUCCACGCCACGUCGCACGGUUCGGGCAGCGAACGACGGUCUCGCACCCACUUCCCCGAGCAUCACUUCCACCGCAUGCACUACUCGGGCGCGAACGGCAAGCGGAGAUCAAGGUCGCGAGGUCGGCACGGCAAAGGCUCGUCCAGCCACAUUUCACUGCCGAGCCUACUGCACGAGGUGCUGCAUCCUCAGAUUGAUGUCAAGCCCGUCGGCGUCGUCGAGAGUACGGUCUAUGCGGACCUCGAAGACUACCUGCACAACCCCCGCGACGAGCAGCACAUCGAGGAGAUCAUCGCCCUCCUUUCGAAAGCGAGCGCCGACUUGCUCUGCAUCCUCGACAAGUCCCUCGCCCACCUCAUCGAGACUAUCCAUCGCUUCAAGUCGCUCAACGACACUCUCCGCGCCGCUUUUCGCUAUAACGAGAAGGAGGCGGAGCAGCUCAUCAUCAAGUCGCGCGCUCAGCUUGACGAGCUCAAGACGGCUCUCGCCGACUUCCGCGACACUCGGCGACUCGACGUUGUCAAACCCUUUGCCAAGCUGCUCGACCCGUACGGCCUCGACCCGUCGCACGACGGGGAAGAGCUGCAAGCGCCUAGUCAUCGCGGCCUCUUCUGGGCUUUUCAGCUCCAACACACCCUCAUCGGCUGGUCCGAAGCGCUCAUUGACGUCUUCGAGACGACGCUCAAGAUCGAGUCGAAGCGGCGACGACCAAGGCUAUGGUUCCCGGACUGGCGGAAAGCGAAGUUCCAGCCAGCAGUAGGCGGGCAGGACUACGGCGACGAGGACCCCGAGGUGCUGCGCGACCUGAAUACGCAGGCGUUUGCUGCGCCGCGAAAUCCGGACUACAAGGCGCCUAAAACCCUUGUACAGGUUGUCGGCGUGCGACUCUACCACGCUUCGGAGCUGGCGACGCGGCGGGACGUUCUCUUCGGCAUCAAGAGCGCUGUCCUGCUGGGUCUCUGCAGCCUGCCAGCGAUGUUCCCCGGCAGCGCGUGGUUCUUCUAUCGGCAGCGCGGCAUCUGGGUCCUCGUCAUGAUCUGCCUGACGAGCAACCAGUUCCUCGGCGAUGUCUUCUUCGGCUACGUCGUGCGAGUAUGGGGCACACUCGUCGGCGCCGCUCUCGGUCUCCUCCUCUGGUCAAUCGCCGCGCAGAAAGGCGCUGGGAAUCCCUUCGCUGUCGGCGCCGUUUGCGCUGUCGCCUUCCCCUUCAUCUUCUUCUACCGCGUUCACAUGCAGCCGCCAAUGACGGCUAUCCUUCCGAGCGUCACAGCCAUGCUCGUGAUCGGCUGUUCGUCUAACAGCUGGCAGGAUGCGCACAACCCGACACUCUCUUCGGUCGGAUCCGGCUGGGAGGUCGCCUGGCGCCGCUUCAUCUGCGUCAUGCUCGGCAUCACGAUCGCCUUCAUAUGGGCGCUCCUUCCCGGCUCGUCGAGGCAGAAGGUCACGAUCCGCCGAGCGUACGCCAAGGUUAUUGGACGAAUGGGCGACGUAAUCUGCCAGAUCCUGUCGUACGCGAACUGCAAGGAAGGGCCAACAAAGGCGCCGAAGGUCAUCAUCAACAACCUCGCCGCCUUGCGAGCGCGGGUCAACAGGACUGUGCAGGCGCGCGCGAUGGCUCGGUACGAGCUCAGUCUGCAGGGACCGUGGCCGAGCGAUCUAUACGCAUCGCUUCAAGCCCUGCAGAUGGAGAUGCUGGACAUGCUUGGCCAGUUCUGUAUGGUCCUCUCAAAGCUCGACAGGAACUGGACCAAGGCGUUGCUACAUCGCACGCAGUUUGCGAACCCGCGCUUCCUGCAAGACGUCCUCCAGACGCUCCAGCUCAUUUCGAACGCCCUGGACCACGGCCAACCUUUACCCUUCAUCUACAACCCGCUUCUAGAACGCUUCCUCAAGCCGCCCGAGGUGCUCGCAAGCGGUCGUCAACUCGGCUACGGCUACGAGCUACAGCUCGGCGACGAGGAAUUCGAGGGUCUGCCGCAGCACGUCGACUUCAAGACGAUCUCCUCGCUCGACUACCUCCGCUUCUCGAGCGGAGUCUCGCAAGCCUAUGCGCUCAUCAAUAGGUUGGACCGUCUGAUGUUUGUCGCCAAGUCUCUCGUCGGCGAGAACUAUCUUCUUUAUGGCCUCGACGCCUCGACUCGACGGCAGCACCCGCACGACGAGGAGGAGGGCGAGGGUUUGCUGGACCACCACUUCCACGGCUCGGCAGAAUCGCGGCGGAACAGCUUCGAUACGCAAGCGUAG
This is a messenger RNA of Rhodotorula toruloides NP11, 4056 nucleotides long. Its product is annotated as Brefeldin A sensitivity protein-related, DUF2421 containing protein. The record is from RefSeq and is a predicted model, not a curated record. The coding region runs from base 1 to 4056 and encodes 1351 amino acids. The transcript has 23 exons. NCBI's taxonomy places the organism in Eukaryota, Fungi, Basidiomycota, Microbotryomycetes, Sporidiobolales, Sporidiobolaceae.